Messenger RNA from Salmo salar (Atlantic salmon), 3100 nucleotides. RefSeq names its product choline O-acetyltransferase. Lineage: Eukaryota; Metazoa; Chordata; Actinopteri; Salmoniformes; Salmonidae. Gene Ontology annotation, molecular function: choline O-acetyltransferase activity. The record is from RefSeq and is a predicted model, not a curated record. Gene Ontology annotation, cellular component: neuron projection; cytoplasm. Gene Ontology annotation, biological process: acetylcholine biosynthetic process; neuromuscular synaptic transmission.
CACGUUGAACCAACGUGGAAUAGACGUUGAAUUGACGUCUGUGCCCAGUGGGUAGAGACACAACCCCACCUAGAGCAUCUUUACUAAGCAAGUGCUCUCUAAAAGUCAAAGCCUUGCAAUGGGUGUGAUGUAGGCGUGGAUAUCUUGGAGACUGAGACAGAGUGGUGAACGAACAUUCCUUCGCGUCAAAGGAGUUCCAUAAACACGGAACCCGGAACACUGUCAUCUCGUUGCAAACAUUUUUGACCUCUUGAGGAGAGAAGGAAAGCAUCCAUUGCUCAGGUUGAACUUCAACAAACUCUUACGGGUUUUCAAAUUACUUUCACCUGACUGAUCCAGACUGGACCACAGCAUGCCUAUCCUGGAGAGAGAGCCGGCGAAAGGCCGCAGGGAAAGCUAUGACCUGCCCAAGGUGCCUGUUCCACCCCUGAAGCAGACCCUGGACAUGUACCUGACCAGUAUUAAACACCUGGUGAAGGAGGAACAGUACCGGAAGACGAAAUCCAUCGUGGAGAAGUUUGGGGAACCAGGUGGCACUGGAGAGCUGCUGCAGAAGAAGCUACUGGAGAAGAGGGACAACACACACAACUGGGUGUAUGGCUACUGGCUUGACGAUAUGUAUUUGAAUCAGAGAUUGGCCCUACCAGUCAACUCCAAUCCUGCCAUGGUCUUCCCAAAACAAGACUUUAGAGAUCACAAAGACUCACUCAGAUUCGCUGCUCACCUCAUCACAGGAGUUCUGGAGUAUAAGGAACGAAUUGACACGCGGGAGUUGCCAGUGGACUUUUCUCGGGGCCAGCUGGCAGGGACCCCUCUGUGUAUGAAGCAAUACUACCGUCUCUUCAACACAUACCGUCUGCCCGGCCUCAAGAGGGACACCCUCAUCAUCCACGAGACUGGGUCCACGGAGCAGGAGCACAUCAUCGUUGCAUGCAAGAACCAGUUCUUUGUGUUGGAUCUAGUGGUAAAGGAGAAAAAACUGAAAGAAAUGGACAUCUUAACCCAGCUGGAGAAGAUAGUGAAGAUGGCGGAGAACUCAGAGGAGAGACAGCCUCCGUUUGGUCUGCUGACAUCUGACGGAAGAACAGAAUGGGCCCAGGCUAGAGACGUACUCAUUAAAGAUUCAGUUAACAGAGAGUCGUUGGCUGUGAUCCAGAAGUGUCUGUGUGUGGUGUGUCUAGACGGCCCCAGUGGAAUGGAGGUUGGGGACACCAGUCGAGCACUGCUGAUGCUCCAUGGAGGAGGCCAUGAGAAGAUGGGGGCGAACCGCUGGUAUGACAAGCCAAUGCAGUUUGUUGUAGGGGAGGAUGGAGUCUGCGGAACGGUGUGCGAGCAUUCACCCUUCGAGGGAAUAGUUCUGGUGGCGUGUACUGAAUACUUGAUGAAAUUCAUGACAGGAAGUCCCUCCAAGAUGGGGAGGGCCACCAGCGUGUCGGAGCUUCCUACUCCUCGCAGACUGCUCUGGAAGACCACGCCCCACAUCCAGGGCCUCCUGAAGGCCUCUGCUGAGAGACUGCAGAGGUUGGUUAGAGAUCUUGACAUGGAUGUACACAAGUUUGAGGUCUAUGGAAAAGAAUUCAUCAAGAAACAGAAGAUGAGUCCAGAUGCGUACAUACAGGUCGCUCUACAACUGGCAUUUUACAGAUGCAAUGGACGGCUGGUGUCCACUUAUGAGAGUGCUUCUAUCCGUCGUUUCCACGAGGGCCGGGUGGACAACAUCCGCUCUGCGACCCCCGAGGCUCUGGCCUUCGUGAAGGCCAUGACGGACGAGAAGACAUCUCUCUCUGACUCAGAAAAGAUGAAACGAUUGUGGGAUGCGAUUAAUGCCCAGACAAAUUCCACAAUUGCAGCUAUUACAGGGAUGGGAAUAGACAAUCACCUUCUAGGACUCAGAGAGAUCUCACAGGAGAUCCAUAUGGAGGUGCCAGAGAUCUUUACAGAUCAAACCUAUGUGGCCAGUAACCAGUUCAUUCUCUCCACCAGUCAGGUCCCCACCACAGUGGAAAUGUUCUGUUGUUAUGGUCCGGUGGUCCCUAACGGUUAUGGGUGCUGCUACAACCCGCAGGCAGAUCACCUCCUCUUCAGCGUGACCAGCUUCCACGGCAGCACCGAGACAAGCUCGGCCGUUUUUAUCAAGGCUUUGGACCAGGGCCUCGUAGAGAUGAGGGAUCUGUGCAGGAAGAGAAAUAAGCCUCAGAGCAACACUGCUGCUGCCUCGAAGGCGGUUGAGAAAAGCCAAGGAGCUGGCAGCAAGCCUCUGAGCACACCUCAGAAAACAGGGAAAUAAGUCAUACUGAGGUAUCAUUACGGUGUCCAUAUUAGGACAGCCUCAGUAGUUCCACUCAACUUCCCACAGAUUACGGUGUCCAUAUUAGGACAGCCUCAGUAGUUCCACUCAACUUCUGACACGUGUCCAGGUAUGUCGUGAAAGUAGUGUUAGCUAGUUGUCCUGUGUGUAUAUUUCGGUGUUUGUGCGAUGAAGUUGAUGUUUUUUACGACUUUAUCUCUCGAGUCAAUAUGAACAUCCUUAACUAUGUAACAAUGUACAUACAACUAAUAAGGAAGGAAAACAUAUAGAUGUAGAAAAUAUAAUGUAGACGCUCUCAUUCACCAUUGAUACUCUGUGGGAGUCUAGAUAGAGCAUAGCUCACUGGUCUGGUAAUAGGAAACUAAAGCCAUGCCUGCUAUUUCAGCGCUGUAGUGACGGACAGUUCCUCUUCACCCAGAGAAUGAAUGAACUUGACCCUAAAUGAUCUCGGCGUAUGUAGUCUCAACGUACUGUUUAUUCAGCUUUGUCGAUACAACUCCUAAAUAUAUAUAUAUCGGAAUAUAUCGUUAUCAAUAUAUUCACAUUUAUCGUGCAAACAUUGAUCACAUUGUAACUAAUGGGAUUCAAGUCCGGACGACACCCUAACCCCUAGGGAAAGAGCAAACGUAGGAACUAGGUUUAAAGGUCAUCACUAUAAUGAUGCUGUUAAAGAGGGAUAUCUAUCUAGUAAAGGCUAAAGCAGGUCUCUCCAACCCUGUUCCUGGAGAGAUACUGUCCUGUAGGUUUUAACUCCAACCCUGUUCCUGGAGAGAUACCGUCCUGUAGGUUUUA